ACCCUGAAGCAAAUGGCCAUCUACCGUGUCAGCAUUGUCCAGUACGAAGAGUCCUACCCGUUUGAGUCGUAGUUAUGUGAGUCGUGUGAGCCCGCGUGAUACCAGCUUGCAGGAACCUGAAAAUCAGGGACAGGCAGUAACCGGCACAUCGUAGGACCGGAGUUCAAGGUCAAGAUCCGAUGUCGGGAUCGAUAUGGAGUUUAAUACACUCGGGCACCCAUGCAGACCGCGCCGGGGGGCAGCUCGGACGAUAGACUAGAAGAUAGCCAAGGCUCCUCAUCUUCUUUUCUUCCUUCGUUAGCGUCGUGAAAGUUCAUCUCAAAUUUCGGAGAUGCGUGUGAUCCUUGAAGGCGGGGGAUUUGAGUCAGUGGCUUCACCAUCGAUGGCGCGGCAGAUGAGUUUUGGUGGAUGGCAAGAUUUUCUUGUGGAAAGUUUUGCUCCCUACCCAGAGGCUUCCCAUAUAUCGGGUUUUCCCCCCAAGAUUGCGAGUGAGAGACCUGUUGAUGAAAACACGACACACUACCCUCGGGUCUCGUGGCCCGAGGUCGUGCACCAGGACACAAAUUGGCCGGAGAGCUUUGAUUAUGUUGAGGAGGCACAAGCGACCGGGCCAGGCCGAGCCAGGCCGGGCAAGGACCCCCGGCCGGACUCCUUCCAGCUUCAUCCUACCGGCGAUCCGGAGGGUGGGCGACAGCGUUCAUGUCUUUGGUUCACGGCCCGAAGCAUAAUGUGGGAUGGUCCGACGUGGUUUCAACGUCUCAAUGUCCGACGCUCAACAUGGGGUGAGACUCGUUUGUUGACGCUUAAAACCGCCGAUCCAAUCUUGGACUUCCAAAACGGCCGUUCGGGGGCCAUUGCUAGUUGUAGGCUAACCACAACACGGCAGGAAUGCGAAUGCCAAACCUGAGAAAGUCCAAUUACCCUCUUCCGUGUGCGCGCGGCAACCGCCAACAUCUUGUAAUCAGCUUAGCCGCCGUCGACCCCAUGGUCACGUCCUCCCUGCUGCCCUCCUCGGCUAACUCGCGUAUCGUCUUCGGGUAAGCCUGCUGUAGCAGGUCGAGCAAUGUUAGUCAUCCUGUCACGAAGUUCCAUGGUAUGCAGCCGGCGUGAUCUGG
Molecule: messenger RNA, 1115 nt
Organism: Colletotrichum navitas
Lineage: Eukaryota; Fungi; Ascomycota; Sordariomycetes; Glomerellales; Glomerellaceae
Exons: 1
Coding region: 332-907 (191 amino acids)
Source: RefSeq, a predicted model, not a curated record